This is a messenger RNA of Triticum dicoccoides, 1070 nucleotides long. RefSeq lists its product as uncharacterized. Lineage: Eukaryota; Viridiplantae; Streptophyta; Magnoliopsida; Poales; Poaceae. The coding region runs from base 331 to 1038 and encodes 235 amino acids. The transcript is spliced from 2 exons. The record is from RefSeq and is a predicted model, not a curated record.
UGCAACCCCUUCUGUUUGGGUUGUCUUAUGUGAAAUGGGACAUAUUUUAUAUUAUGCUGUCCAAGGAUGUUGUUUAUAAUUAGUUGUUAUAGCAUAUUGGCAUAUCACAUUCGUUUAUCUUUUUAUAAUGAAUCAUGGAUAAUGGUAUUGGACCUUACUAAUGUGCAUCCUACUAUUUUACCCUAUAUUUUAGGUGACUACCGAAUUCACUUGGCGGGGCAGGCCUCACAACACCAAAAAUGUUUGUGCUAAUUUGAGAAAUCAGAAAAGUUCUGGUAUGCAUGGCGUAUUUUGAAAGAUUACCUGGUUUUGGUUCUUUCUUAUUUCUGCAUGCAGACUGUAUUCGGUUGGAUAAUAUUAUUUUUGUUCCAUAUAGAUACUUGCACACUUCAUGCAGCAUUGGCAACAAUGGAGUCUUUGAAGAAAUUCCAGUACGCAGAAUUUCAGCCACCAAAAGAUUUUGAAUGGAUUUUGUCGGCUAUAAAACUUACCGCAGAAUAUAAGACUAUCACUGAGAAGAACAUAGGAGAAGAAGCGGAUAUGGCACAAAGGGGUUGGAGACGCCUUGAGGCUGGUCUAUACACUCUUCAAGAGAUUGGCGCGGAAGGACACAAUACUCUGCAGCCUAAGAAAGACCCGAUACGUUUCAAGCUUAAGUCCUAUUCAAGAAUUGAUAUCAACGAAAACGAAGGCGAAGGCCUGAAAGUCGCAGUUCGUGAUGUAAGAGCUGGAACAGUUUUCUUGAUAUAUUUCAGAAUUUCCCGAAACUACUUCACCUUGAAGCCUGGAGAGAUUUACCAUUACGACGCCACGAAGGCUUAUGUAAGCCCGUCAUUUUCCAUCCCUGCUUCUCAUGUGGUAAUGAUGAUUGGGUCAGGUGAUACUGCGAUAUGCACAGAGCUGCCUAACGGAGGUACACAAUGUGAGAACAGUGUUCAUCUGAAUUUCCAGAACAGUGCAGGGAAACUGUUCGGUGACGAUGGCUUUGGUAAGGUUGGGUCCAGCUCUGUGAAGGGCCUAUACAAAAUCACUGUCUGAACUCACAGGAUAUUUGUAACACACUGAUUUUG